This is a messenger RNA of Clarias gariepinus (North African catfish), 1625 nucleotides long. RefSeq lists its product as uncharacterized. The transcript has 6 exons. Lineage: Eukaryota; Metazoa; Chordata; Actinopteri; Siluriformes; Clariidae. Bases 144 to 956 code for a protein of 270 amino acids. The record is from RefSeq and is a predicted model, not a curated record.
GUGGUCUGGUGUGUUUAUGCCGAACGACGACAUAGUUCUGAGAAACGCAGGCAGCCAUCUUACUUCCUGAAAGCAACAGGAAACGUCGUCCUAGAUCAUCUAUUUGUGCAUUAAUCAAUUUAAAAGUGUCAGGGAACAAAUAAAUGGGUUCUCACACUUUUCCUUUGAUUGCGGUACAAGUAGAUGAUCAGGUCAGGAUGCCACCGAACAUUAACAAAUGUGAUGUCAUUAAAAGUGAAUUAGCUGGGCUCUACACAGAAGGUGGUCGCAUAGAUCUUGAAGAAGUUGCUAGUGUUGUACAAAGGUACAGCGGUACAAUAAUUCCCCUAAAAAAACCAAAGAGUUACAGUGUUCGAGUGUGUGGGCAGGAUGACACGGUCUAUGGUGGAAAUGAGGAACAGCUAGAAGCCUGGAAAGAUUUCUACCUACCAGAGAGAAUGGAAAUGGUGGUAAUUGGUGCGAUUGAUGAUUUUCCAUGUGAUGCGUUUGGCCUGCAGUUAGUUCUCUUGUUGUGUGAAGACGGAAAUAUCUAUGCUUAUGAAGAUGAAGUUCUCCACCUCGUAGCAAGAAAUGUAAAGGAGCUGUUUGAAACUGGCCUUACCUUUCCUGGACUUGAAUGCUACAAACUGGGGGAAUGUUUCGAGGACUAUACAGAAGAAGAAUACACUGAAAUCAUGGAAUCUGAUGAAAUGAAGAAAAUGAAACGGGAGCACCACAAUUUCCGCGAAUCGUUAGAGCUUGAACUACUGGAACUCCUUGAGGACUCUCAAAGCACUGAAUUUAAGGGUGAGGAGAAAAGCACGGUCCAGCUCAAGAAAAAUUCAAACACAAAAAAAGAGUGUUGGGAGGUGGUUGUUCGCAAAGAUAUGCAAAUUGUUCCUGUAUUUGAGAACUCAAUAAUGGUUAAAUUAAUUAGGUACUGUAAUAUCAGAGACCACAUUUGUUGUAAAACAUAAAGACAGUUGACAUACUUCACUUCCAGAAAACCACACCUGGAUGACUGAGAAUCUUCUGAGAAUCGACUGAGUUUAAAAUUUAAGAAUGAAACAUUGAAUGUUGAUACUUUUAUGAUUUCUGAACAGCAAUGUUUGGAAAAAACAAAAAGUGGUCACUGACUUUUGCACAAUACUGUAUGUAUAUAUAAUCUCAACUUUUGAACAUUUUAGUGGAUUUCACCUGCAUGCAAUUUAAAUAUUAUGUGAUAAAUACACCUGUUCUUGCAAGGCUCCAGAGUUUGAUAGAAAACAAAAGAAAUUUAGAUAAAAAAAAAAAAAAGAAGUUGAGUUUGUUUUUUUCUGGUGGCCGAUCGCCAGUGUUUGCACAGACGGGUCCCAGUAGGCAGCAUCGUCUGUAGCGCAAAUGGGCACAUCAGGCCGAGCUCAUAGUGAAUAAAAUGCGUUUACAGCGUCUACAUACUAUAGGCUGUUAGGAGCUGCUGAAACAUUGGAGAGUGAGGAGCCGCAGCGAGUUGACUGCAGGUAAUGGUAGCGCGCAUGUGUCAGGGUCCUCAGGUAAAUCUUAUGUAUGUGGGCAGAGCCUCAGGUAGCCUCUAGUUAAAACUAAGAGCUAUUAAAACUCAUCCAGGACAUGGUUCUGCAAAUUAAUCAAUUAGGGUUUGCUGGUUU